GCAAUCAAUCAAUCAAUUACCGCCACUGUUAGAAUUCUAUACUGAAAACAGUGAGUGAAUUGCACCAAUAUAAUUGAAAAUCUAUACAAAGAGCUCUAAAACAGUUAUUUCUAUGCAGAUCGCAUUCAUAUAACAUUAUCUUCUUCAUUCUGAGAACAGAAAUAAAUGGACUGAUAAAAUAACACUUUCUUCCUGCUGUCAGUAACUAAAAUUACUUCUGUGCAUGCCUAAAUAUUAAAAAAAAACGUGUUUUCUGUUCAAUUUCAUGUAAUUAAUAAUCUGUUCAUGCCGUGUGUGUUAUACGCUUUCUGGCAGAAGGAGAUAUUAUUAUUGAAGGCAAUAUACUGCCUUGACAAUAACAUUCUAUAUUGUGUCACUAAAGUGUGACACAUUACUGUUUAUUUUUGCGAGAAGUUUUUCUAAUAACAUAUAACAUUCAUUUUGCAGUGUGUCUAAGAAUGCACUCAUUCAAUAAUGUAUUAAAUGUAAGGUAAUUUUCUACAUAACUAUGUUCAUUGUUUUAGCAGUUUUUUUUGUAAAAAAACAAAAGUUGAAUAAUUUAAUUUAGUUUUGUAUGUAUGUUAAAAUAGAAAUAUUAUAAAAGUUUGUGGGGAAAAAAUUUUGCAUCUCAAUAUAAUUUAAAUUGAUCCUUUCUCUGACACACCUAUUAAUAAAUCAUAUUCUUGUUAUAAAGUUAUCAUAUUUCCACCAUAUUUUAUUUUGCUUAUUUAAAAAAUGUAGUCAUAGUAAAAGAUUUGAUACAACAUGAUCAUUUUGAAUUAUGUGUUAUUGAAGGCCUCUUUAUGCUAUUAAAUGACUUACUUUUGUAGUGAAAAUUAUUUUGAAUUAUUGCCUUCAUUUUUUUAAUGACUAAUUAUUUUUCCAUUAUCUAGUAAUAGCUAUUUGUUUCAAAUAAAAACCAAAAAUUUUAUUUUGAAUAGAAAAUUUAUAUUUUUUCUUAUAUUUCUGUAUUUUUAUUUUAAAUCAUUGCAAAGUGAAUAUAUGUCUUCAUUUCUUGCAGCAUAUUCAUGAUUGUUAUUCUAGAGAUCUUACUCAACUACACACAAUUUAUCUACACUUAUGAUUUAAUUUUUUCUCAGAAAAGUAAACAUAUACUGUAAAAGUGUUUUUCAUCCUGUAAGAUAAUUUUUUCAAAAAGAAGUAAUCUCACUAAACACUGCAAAUUUAAUACUGGUGAGAAAUCCUAUUCUUGUAGCAUAAGAAGAGUAUAAUAAGAAUUUUUCACAAAGAGAUCUAACUAGGCACAAUCGUGUUAAUAUGGGUGAGAAGCUUUAUUCUUGUAUAUGUAAUAAGAGUUUUUCCUGUAGAAGUCUACUGGCAGUACAUUACCGUGUUCAUACAGGUGAGAAGCCUUAUUGUUGUAGUGUAUGUAAUGCGAAUUUUACACAAAGAAGUAAUUUGACUCAACAUAGUCAUGUUCAUACAGGUGUGAAGCUUUAUUCAUGUACUAUAUGUAGUAAGAGAUUUUCAUCAAAACAUGAUUUGACUCAACAUACUCGUGUUCAUACUGGUGAGAAACCGUAUUCUUGUAGUGUGUGUAAUAAGAGUUUUGCGCGAAAAGGUCAAUUGACUGCACAUAGUCGUGUUCAUACAAGUGAGAAGCCUUAUUCUUGUAGUAUAUGUUAUAAGAGAUUUUCAUUUAAAGGUUAUUUGGCUCAACAUAGACGUGUUCAUACUGGUGAGAAACCUUUUUCAUGUAGUACAUGUGAUAAGAGAUUUUUAAGUAGAGCUUAUUUGACGCUUCACAAUCGUGUUCAUACUGGUGAGAAACCUUAUUCUUGUAGUGUAUGUAAUAAGAGUUUUGCAACAAAAGGUAAAUUGACUGAACACAGUCGUGUUCAUACAGGUGAGAAGCCUUAUUCUUGUAGUAUAUGUUAUAAGAGAUUUUCUGUAAAAAGUAAUUUGACUAAACAUAGUCGUGUUCAUACUGGUGAGAAACUCUUUUCUUGUAGUAAAUGUAAUAAUAGAUUUUCAAGUAGAGCUUAUUUGACGCUUCAUGAUCGUGUUCAUACUGGUGAGAAACCUUAUUCUUGUAGUGUAUGUAAUAAGAGUUUUGCACAAAAAGGUAAAUUGACUGCACACAGUCGUAUUCAUACAAGUGAGAAGCCUUAUUCUUGUAGUAUAUGUUAUAGGAGAUUUUCACAAAAAGGUAAUUUGACUCGACAUAGUCGUGUUCAUACUGGUGAGAAACCUUUUUCUUGUAGUAAAUGUAAUAAGAGUUUUUCUGAAAGAGAGAGUCUAUUUANUUUGACGCUACAUAGUCGAGUUCAUACCGGUGAGAAACCUUAUUCUUGUAGUAUAUGUAGUAAGAGUUUUUCUCAGAGAGAGAGUCUAUUUAGGCACAUUCGAGUUCAUACCAAUGAGAAACCUUUUUCUUGUAGUAAAUGUAAUAAGAGUUUUUCUGAAAGAGAGAGUCUAUUUAAGCACAUUCGAGUUCAUACCGGUGAGAAACCUUAUUCUUGUAGUAUAUGUAGUAAGAGUUUUGCUCGAAGAGCGUGUCUAUGUAAGCAUAUUCGAGUUCAUACCGGUGAGAAACCUUAUUCUUGUAGUAUAUGUAAUAAGAGUUUCAGACAAGGAAGUCAAUUGACUCAACACAGUCUUGUUCAUACAAGUGAGAAGCCUUAUUCUUGUAGUAUAUGUUAUAAGAGAUUUUCAACAAAGGGUACUUUGACUCGACAUAUUUUUGUUCAUACAGGUGAGACGCCUUAUUCUUGUAAUAUAUGUAAUAAGAAAUUUUCAGGUAGAGGUAAUUUGACUCGACAUAGUCGUCUUCAUACUGGCGAGAAACCUUAUUCUUGUAGUAUAUGUAAUAAGAGUUUUUCAAAAAUAGUUCUUCUAAAUAAGCACAUUUGUGUUCAUACUAGUGAAAAACCUUUUUCAUGUAAUAUAUGUAAUAAGACUUUUUCAAGAAAGGAUUACCUAACUCAUCAUAUUCAUGUUCACAUUGUUUAGGAACCAUAUUCUUGUAUACAAAAAAAAAGUUUUUUUUUUCUACUUACAUUCUAAUGAUAUGUUUCAAAAAAGUUUUUUUUCUUUCAAAAGACUGACUUAAAUGCUUGUGUUUGCACUGGUGUGAAAAAGUUUUUUGUUGUUCAAUAACGUAAUAAGAGUUCUUCUCAGAAAUGUCAUCUGACUAAAUACUGUGUUGUUCCUACUAGCGACAAAGCAUAUCUUUGAAGUAUGUGAUGAAGUAGGUUUUUUUUUUUUAAAUUAUGGUGAUCUGAAUUUUUACACUCGUGUUCUUACUGGUUGAGAAACCAUAUUCUUGUAGCGUCUGUAAUAAAUCUUUCUUAACAAGAGCUAAUCAAACCGUUUUGUUGACCCUGCUAAGAAACCUAAUUCUUGUCGCAGAUGUCAAAAGAAUCUUUCUUAUAGCAUUCUGAUUCAUACUGGUGCAUUCAUUUUUACAGCAUAUGUAAAAAGUAACUGACUGAACACAGACCAUUUCUCACUGAGGAAAAAUUUUCUUCUUGAUUCCAUUAUAAGUAAAAAAAAAAUCACGGAAGUGUCAUUAGACUUAACACAAUUUAAUAAAGCUAAAAUGUUUUUUUCUUUUUAAAAUAUUUUAUAAUGCAGUUUUCAUUGUAUUUUUCUGUUUUUACACUUAUGUAUUGCCUGUAAAUAAGCUCCAGUAUUGAAAAGUUGUGGAUUAAAAUGCAUUGUUGUAAAUACAUCUUAGUAGAAGUUGUAACCUUGGUUACUGGUUAUAAAUUGUCCUUUAUUCUCUCCAUUAAAAUCCUGAGUUGUAAGUAAUAUUUUUUAAUAAUAAUAAUAAUAAAGCUUAAAUAGCAGCCUUUAAUUAAAAUUACAUGUAACAUCUUUUAUUUGAUGAAUGUUUUGAAAUAAAUAAAUUUGGUUUAAUUGCAAGUAUGAAACAAAUGGAUGAAGUAAUAUUUGCUUCUUAAAAUCAAUUUCUUGUGCUUCAAUCUAAAUAAGUUUUCCUCAUUUUAUCAAUCUUAAAUUUAUGUUACAGAAAUAUAACUGUACUGAAUAUUAUGACAGUUUUUUAAAUGAUUACUUGAUAUAAAUUUUGUUAAUCACAUUUGAAUGUCUUAGAUUGUAUAAUUUAUGAAACUUUUAAAAAAGAACACAAAAGAUAACUCAAACUAUUAAAAAAUCGAAAUUCGUUAAUUAGUAAGGUUUUGUUUAAAUUCUAAAAACUGUAUUUUGCUAAUUGAUUAUGCUAAAUAAUAAAAUGUUAAAAUAAUUUUAAUGUGUCAUUUGUAAUUACUUUCACGAAAUAAUUUCAUGAAAUAAUUUUCUCGUUAUGAGAUGUUUAUAUAUGUAAGUGUACGGGUGAGAUAUUUAUUUACUAUAGUCCUUUUCUUAUAAAGGUUCAGUGAAAUUUAAAUGUCUUACACAAAUUAUUGUAUUUUAUUAUUCUGUAUAUGGUAUAUGUUAUUCUGUAUAUGUUCAUUUAAUAUUAGACUUUGUAUAACAACAUAAUAGUUAAAAAGUAAGAAAUAAACUUUCAAAAAUAUUUCAUAA
Messenger RNA from Parasteatoda tepidariorum (common house spider), 4509 nucleotides. RefSeq lists its product as uncharacterized. Lineage: Eukaryota; Metazoa; Arthropoda; Arachnida; Araneae; Theridiidae. The record is from RefSeq and is a predicted model, not a curated record. Gene Ontology annotation, molecular function: RNA polymerase II cis-regulatory region sequence-specific DNA binding; DNA-binding transcription factor activity, RNA polymerase II-specific. Gene Ontology annotation, biological process: regulation of transcription by RNA polymerase II. Gene Ontology annotation, cellular component: nucleus.